CGAAUCGAGCGCGAAGCUGCCGCACACGUGCCGCGCCGGCGAAAGGGCUACCACAAACGCGCGCGCCUUGCCUGCUUUGCGUCGUCGCAGUGAUCGCGAGGCCCGACUUGUGCCCCAUCAGCGCGCCAUCGCCGCGUUUUUUACCCCACCAGGGCUGCCCGGCACGCGUGUCAAAAAUGGAGCGCCAAAAGGCCACCACAUUGACCGCCGCCUGCCAGGCCUCUGCAACAGCACAACUGCCCCAGCUCAACAUCUCCGAGAGGGAAGCGUUAUCGUUGAGGCAGCACGCUGGUGAUCAGACGACUAUCACGAUUGAGUGGGUCGUUGAUGUGGCCGAUAAUAAUCUGAAUUGGUUCGUCGCGACGGCUUACAGUAUAGAUACGGUCCGUCGAGUACUGAGGGUCGCCAUACCGGACCGCGACGAGCCGACGUGGGAGGGGGAUUUGCCGCUCGAUCCAAAAACAAUUCAUUUACUGGAGUGCUGCGACAACAAAUCAAUGGCGUUGUAUAAACAAUGUUGCCGAGAGGGCAGCAUAAAGUGCAAGUGGACCGUGGAGUGGUGUAUUGAUGGAGCCUGGUUUUCCGGCGAGGCUUUGUAUUAUGGCCGACUCGCGAACGUCGUCUACUGUUCUGAUGGGAGGAACGUAGCUCUACACGAAGUGACCAUAGAUGAGAACUUGCGGUUGGUCGAGUGCCUCGAUGACGCGUCGCGAGGUGAGUUCGAAGAGCUCGUCGUCGACGGCGUCGUGCGGUGGCGGGGGCCGGACGGGGAUGAUCAUGAAUUACAACAAGAUCCGGUGGCUGCGGUGGCGCGCCGACCGGCGCGAGCCCUCGCACAAAAUUGUGAACAGCUAGACAGAUUGGCGACGGACAUGGCCCACUGCCUGGCGGACGCGCUGCGGAUGCGCUGCGCGUCGGACGUCGAGCAGUACGAGGCCGCUUCUUUACUUAAGAGGCAUGUUGUUUGUGGGGACUUGGACGCUGCUGACAGGUUAGAUGAAGAUGGAAGGCGAGAUGCUCGGGCCGACCUCGACCGACGGCGGAGAGAAGCGCAGGAAUCUUGUUUAGGUGCUAUUCAAAGAUGCGAGGGGCGUUUUUGGAGGGCUGCUGCCACGGGUCUGUUCUUUCGUCGACGUUAUAAAGCGGGCGAUGCGGUGGAAGUGGCUCUUUGCAGAGGUCUGGAAACCUGCAGAGGUGUCGUGGCCAAGUGCCAUGACAACGAGACCUAUGACGUGGACCUCGACGGCGACCGGCCGGAAGUCGGCGUGCAAAUACCGCCCGAAUAUCUGAGGCCGUCUGUUCAGUCAAGACAGAAGGCCCAGGGGAACCUGUUCGCUGGAGUACAUGACGAGGCAUCAGAAUCUAGAAGGAGAGAGUUACGAGCCGCCGUGGCCGACAUGCUGCGGGAGCGGGAAGCGUUACGAAGCAGAUUGGAUGCGCUCACGCGCGAAAAGGAACAUCUCGAGGACGUCAUAGGUGUGCAACAAACUUCACAAAAGCCGCAGCGCCGCCACCAGGGCCCCGCCGAUCGAACGACGCGCAUCUGGUGCGGCACGAUCCGUCUAGGAUCAAAGGAUGAUUUAGGAGCCGCAUGUGCGGCCGCUUUACCAGUAGGAACGAAAAAUGAAGUGGAGAGAGCUGCCGGCUUCGACGUCGUCGUUUGUGCAUUACAGGGGGAGCUAGAUGGCUCUAAAUGUGUCGCGGCUCUCAAGGCGCGGUUGCCGGGCGCCUGGGCCGCAACUUCUGCAAAUUGUGGGAACUCUCACUUAAUUGUAUUUGCGCGGUCGUCCGCAGUUGUCAAGGACUCUGUGGUAGCGGUCCCUGCGCCAAAAGCCGCCGUCGUCACCGCGACGUUGCGAAGCGGCGCUCGCUUGGCCUUCUGCGCGGUCUGUGCCGGUGAGUACGACACACCACUUUCUACGGACCAGGCCGUACGAUCCGCGAGAGAUAUGAUGUGGCCCGCUUCCAGUGAAGAUGUCGGACGGCCGCCGCUCGACUGUUGUGGAGGCGCGGACCACGCCUUCCUGAUUGGGGACCUGGGCUUCGGCGCGUCUGCGGUCGGUCAGGCCGCCUCCCAAGAGUUAGUAGCUGCAGAGGACUGGGCCUCGCUGGCGAACCACGACGAGCUGCGCCAGAGCAAGAACGAAAGAAGAGCAUUAUCAGGGUGGGAGGUGUCGCAACCUAGAUUUCCGCCGACCGCGCAUAGAUCAUGUUGGCGCGAGCGGAUCCUGUGGCGGUCUUCGCCUGGUCUCGUCGAUCGCGUGCGGUUGGAGCUGCACACGGCCCGAGAUAUAGGUUUGGGGCGGGACGCCGUCGUCGCGGCCUUCUCGUUGAGUCCGCCGACGCGAGCUCCCACACCGCGGCCCGUGGAAAUCGCCUUUCCUUCGUUGAAAGUAUCUUUACGCUUAGAAGCGUCGUCACUGGAAGGACUGCAAGCGGCAGCUAAAGGUGUGGGGCCGUUACUGGUAAGUGUGGACGCGUCGCACGACCGCACUGGCGUUCCGCCGCGGACGUCUGAUCGUUCGUUAGAGGCGGAUGGAGACUCGUUGGACGAGGGCGAGCCCGCAGCUACGUCAAUCUGGACUUUUGAUGAUGACAAGAAGCUCGACUCGUUGAGAACGCUCGCGGACCCCGACGACGACGCCGAUCACAUCACGGUGCGCGUCCUUCGAAGGGUCUGGCGCGAGGACAAGCAAGCUUUUGAAGAUAACGGCGUGUUAAUUGGGGCGGCGUUGCUGUCUGGGAGGGCUUUGGCCCGGCGCAUCUUGCGAAGUGAGGCGGCGGUUGAUUUCCAGGAGCCAUUACUGUUGCGAGGCGUCUCCAUCGGCACGCUGCACGGUUCGGCGGCUCGCGCUAAAGGAAGACUGUUGACGAAGGCCGCAGAACCUUUGGACGCGAGGAUGACGGCCGGGGCCUCUUCCGAAAAACAGAAGAAGUCCUCAGGCUGGGGCCUCUUCGCCUCGAAAAAGAAGCUGUCCGAGAACUACAAGACGCGUAAGUAG
Messenger RNA from Pelagomonas calceolata, 3002 nucleotides. Lineage: Eukaryota; Pelagophyceae; Pelagomonadales; Pelagomonadaceae. The record is from the annotation of a GenBank genome assembly.